GCGAGAUCAAGGAGUGUCGCAACUCUCUCUAUCUACGGCUCUGCUGCGCAGCAAGCUCGAAAAGCGUCACAUCCGUUUCAAGAUGGCAGCGACCUUGUGUGGCAGGAUUCUUCCAAGAACAGGAUGUUUGCCAUUGGUUCAGAGUGUGCGUCAUGGCUCUAAGGCAGUAACCCGGCACAGAAAGCCCAUGCACUUUCUCAAACAGAAGUUAAUGGCUGUUACUGAAUACAUUCCACCUAAACCUGCUUAUCCUCCUGGAGCUCUGACUCCUCGAGUUAGGAAAACAGAAGAGGAAAGUGGCAUGGUGAGGAUGUUAAAGAGAGACCUGGAAAAUGUCUUCCAGGAGAAUAAGAUGAUUGCUGUGCUGCAAAAUAAUGCCACCAACGCUGAGGACAUGCUGCUGCUCAAGCACCGACUUCGAAAACACAACAUCACCGUCAAAUUUUUUCCCAACCAAGUGAUGAGAUCAUUUCUGCCUGGUAGCCAGUAUUGUAACAUGCUGCCUCUGUUCAUUGGACAAACAGUUUUGUUUGUCAGUAAAGAGCCAAAAGUAAAAGAAAUGUUACAAGUGUUAAGAAGAAUGCCUCAGGUGGUCCUCUUAGGAGCCUGUAUAGAAAACACGCUUCUCUCCCGAGAAGGAAUCGUUGGCUACUCCAAGCUGCCGUCCAUAAGAACAGCCCAUGGUGAGCUGGUUGGAGGUUUGACCCUGAUGGCCUCUCAUACUGUGUCCAUGCUACAGAAACACCCUGCGCACCUCUCUGCUCUCCUUCAGCAGUACGUCAAACAGCAGCAGUCUCCGGAAGCAGUACAGCAGGAGACGGCACCCAAAACAGAGGAUGCCACAGCACAGGGUUAAAAAAAUGUAUCAAAAAUACGAGCAUAGACUCUGAUGAGGACACUGAUGCUCAUUUCACAUUACAUGAAUUUCUGGACUGAUCUGUGUAACAAUUGAUUGUUAAGAUGUAAUUGAUCCGUUAUGACCUGCAUUCAUUUUCACCUUGUUUCUUUCUCAUGCAAAAUAAAAUAUUUAACUAAUCA
This is a messenger RNA of Trichomycterus rosablanca, 1038 nucleotides long. It is a transcript of the gene mrpl10, whose product is annotated as mitochondrial ribosomal protein L10. NCBI's taxonomy places the organism in Eukaryota, Metazoa, Chordata, Actinopteri, Siluriformes, Trichomycteridae. Gene Ontology annotation, biological process: translation. Gene Ontology annotation, molecular function: structural constituent of ribosome. Gene Ontology annotation, cellular component: mitochondrial large ribosomal subunit. The transcript has 5 exons. Bases 83 to 856 code for a protein of 257 amino acids. The record is from RefSeq and is a predicted model, not a curated record.